This is a messenger RNA of Aphanomyces invadans, 610 nucleotides long. RefSeq lists its product as hypothetical. The record is from RefSeq and is a predicted model, not a curated record. Gene Ontology annotation, biological process: ribosomal large subunit assembly. The coding region runs from base 12 to 584 and encodes 190 amino acids. Lineage: Eukaryota; Oomycota; Saprolegniomycetes; Saprolegniales; Verrucalvaceae. The transcript has a single exon. Gene Ontology annotation, cellular component: preribosome, large subunit precursor.
CGACGAACGAAAUGGCUGGGUACGACGAGCUCAUUCGCCGCUUGGGUGAGACCCCGCUGGAUGAGCGGUCUGCGCUGACGAAAGUCGAGAACGUGGAUCAAGUAGUCCGUAGCAGUGUUCCUGAAGACGCGACAGCCAUCCUUGAAGAGGCUGUUGAGAAGACGUUGCGGUGUGCGGAUCUCCUGGACAAAGCCAUUCGACUCGCCAACAAGAUCAACCAUAGCAGCGCGCACGACGACACGGACGGUGACGCGUAUGCUUCUGCCGUGCAGGAACUCAUUGCAGCGAGUGAGAGCGUCGACGCUGUGGCGCAGAAAUCGCAGUUGUUUCACGACGCGGCCAAGGCAAGCCGCGCGCUGUUGACCCAUGCCGAUUCCAACGUGGUUGAGUCGAAAGACGACGCGUUCCAUGACUUGUACUUGGAAGAGUUUGCGACUGUGUUUGGCGAUGAAUUGGACCGGUUCCGCCAAGAUGACACGUUUGAGGCCAAGGACGUGAGUUACUUGAUCUCGUGCAUAAAGGGCGGCGCCGAUGUGUUCUCACCGCUAGAGAAAGCCCUUUUUGUCGCGUCUGCCACGACCUAAUGUACAUCUGUAUUCGAUUCACUCGC